Messenger RNA from Lottia gigantea (owl limpet), 2072 nucleotides. RefSeq lists its product as hypothetical. The record is from RefSeq and is a predicted model, not a curated record. Bases 106 to 1695 code for a protein of 529 amino acids. Lineage: Eukaryota; Metazoa; Mollusca; Gastropoda; Lottiidae. The transcript is spliced from 10 exons. Gene Ontology annotation, molecular function: protein binding.
UUAUAUAUAUCAAUUACACGCAUCUACAAGGCUUCGAAAUUAUAUUUCUUAGAAAGAAAGGAAUUUCGUCAUUCAAUAUAUCACUGCUUUACAGUUACAUAUAAAAUGGCUAAUAUUGAAGUUGUAAGAACUCACGAGGAAGAAGAAGUCUUUGAGGCUUUAGCAGAGCUAAAUUUGUCUUCAGUUAGCACCCAAACUGCUGAUUUGGACCAGACGGUUAGAUUGGCAUUGGGAAGCACAGCUCAUACACCUCGCUUGCUUACUCCAUCACCAAGAAAUCAAUCCACUCCCAGAAUAUCUGGAACAACCGUCCAAUUAAAUCGGACGGAUUUUAUAUCACCAAGAGCCGGGUUUGAUCCUCCUCAAGACGAAGUCUGUCCACAGUCUAAACCAGCAGUAUAUUUCACCCAAGCAAUAGUUAACGUGACACAAUCUCCUUAUGCAACACCAAAACGUCACACUGGAGUCAUUGGACACGCACAUCAAAGAAACAACAACUUGUUGAUGAUAGUACCUGGAUAUGAGACGGAAAGGGUAUUGAAACCAGAGAGGAUUCUAGCACCAUUAAACACGUACAGAUUAAAACCUAUCUCAGAAAGAGUCAAAAAGACCGGUUUAUCUAUACGAGAAUCCGGUACUGUUUGUAUUGAACUAUUUCAACCAAGGAAUAAUAUAGAAGUUUUGGUCGAAUCACUAGAAGUUUCUUCAGACGGCCAAGAGAUUACUGUGAUGCAGUACAAAAAUACAACUGACAGAGGAAACUACAUAUCCUCACCCAGAAGUUACAAACGUAAAGUGUUUACUUUGGACUGUUUACCACAGAAAUUUCACAAGAAAUAUGAAUACGCAAGAAGAUUUGUGAAUUUAGUAAAGUCUAAAACACCUAAGAUAAUCAUGUAUAAUAAACAAGCUAAAUGCAUGCUGAUGGAAAACUUUCCCGACCCAUGCUUCAUGGCUAAAUUUUAUAACGGUAAGACGUAUCUAAGUACAUGGAGAGGAACACAACUACUAAAUGAAAAUGAAGGCAAAGGUCUGUCGAUUGCUAGUCCAAGAUUAAGAAAUCACACAGAUGAAGAUGAUUAUUCUCUGAUGAAAUUUGCCAAGAAGUGUCAUAAGCAAUGUUUACAAUUAGAAGGUUUAAUAAAAUCUUCUGUAGACGAGUCUAAACAAUCAGAAGAAAUGUUUCCAGUUAUACUUGGAAGACGAAGAGCAAAAAUAGAACAUCAAAACAACCAGACCAACUCAACCUUUGUAAUAGAAGACGAUAGAGGUUUUAGUGAUGAUGAUACAAGCAUGGAUAAUAUCAAUAAUAUUAACCAUGACAUUGAUGAUAUCAAUAAUAUUGACUACGACAUUGAUGAUAUCAAUAAUAUUGACUAUGAAAAUGAUACCAAUAAUGACAAUGCCCUGCAUAUUGAUGACCUGAAUGAUAUUGAACAUGAUAAAAAGACAACAGUGAUACAGACUGAGAUACCUGAUAUCGGUCUAGCAACUCAGUUGGAAUCUGGAGCUAUCUGGAUUCAGUUCGCAGAUAACAGCCAUCUUGGAAUACAGCCUUCUGAAGACUUAUUUGCUUUUGUCGAUAAGAAUGGUGUUUGUAAAGAGUAUACUUUAGAUGGUGAUUUGCCCGAUGACGUCCGAAAAAAAUUAGCUUUAAUACCAAAUGCAUUGGACUAUCUGUAUGAUAAUAACUAACCAAGUAACAUAGGACACAAGUAUUCGGAUACAGAUUUUCCAGGAUACGGGUAAUUAUGAUGUAGAUUGGAUAAAACGUCCAGGAUACCUUUGACUGGAAUACAUCUUAACCAGAAUUGGAUACAACUCGUCCAAAGAAACAUCAAUUAUCUAGAGUAAAAUCAUCCAUUGUUAUCAGUGAUUUGGAUACAUCCAAUAUGCCAAUUGUUUCAUUUCUGAAAUUAGAUUUGAUAAACUUGACUCUAAUUCUCGGUGUUCAGAAAACUUCAGACUGGAACUUCAAUCUAAUAAUACUUUGUUCAGCAAUCGAAUUUUGUGUUUUAUCAUCUUUGCACUUUGAAGAAUAUAAUGAUGUUAAUAAAUUUUAUUUUUCAAAU